Messenger RNA from Aedes albopictus (Asian tiger mosquito), 2498 nucleotides. It is a transcript of the gene Tace, whose product is annotated as ADAM 17-like protease. The record is from RefSeq and is a predicted model, not a curated record. Gene Ontology annotation, molecular function: metalloendopeptidase activity. The transcript is spliced from 7 exons. The coding region runs from base 104 to 2383 and encodes 759 amino acids. NCBI's taxonomy places the organism in Eukaryota, Metazoa, Arthropoda, Insecta, Diptera, Culicidae. Gene Ontology annotation, cellular component: plasma membrane. Gene Ontology annotation, biological process: Notch signaling pathway; membrane protein ectodomain proteolysis.
UGCAAACGGCGCAAUCCUGAACAAAACAAAUAUGGCGAACGAGUGAAAAAUCUCCAGUUUGUGCGUAUAAAUUAGUGCUUUCUGCUUGAAAACUGAUUAAAAAAUGAAUCAAAAGUGGUGCAAACGCUUUCCCAGUGUUCGAUUUACGUCAAUAAGUAUAAUUUUCUCGAUAUUUUGCUUAAUUCAAGCGACAAAUGCUCAACUUCACAAGAAUCUCAAGCACUACGAAACGCUUCACGCGGACGAUCUCACCCAUCGGAUCACGAAACGGGGCACCAAGCAUAGCAGUCACCCGUUCAACACGAUCAAGGAGGUCGAAUUCAAGGUGCUGGGACGGAACUUCCGGUUGAUUCUGCACCCGCACAAAGAGGUACUGCACAGCAACUUCCGGGCAUAUUCGGUCGAUGGGAGUGGGAUGGAGUCGAUCGUCCAUCUGGAUCACGAUAACUUCUUCAAGGGGAGGGUUUUCGGGGAGUCGGAUUCGCACGUGAAUGCGCAUCUGGAGAAUGGAAUCCUGACGGCUUCGGUGGUGCUUCCGGAUGAGACGUAUCAUAUAGAACCAUCGUGGAGGCAUUUGGAUCAGCUGACGGACAAGCACAUGAUUGCCUACAAGCAGUCAGACAUCAAAUUCAGCUGGGAUGAUGUGGAUGCGAUUGAAGGAGAAAUGGGAGGCGUUCCGAAGAGUUGUGGGUACAUCAAAGAAGGUGCUGAGUUGGAGGGAAGUGGCGAUGAAGAGGACAGUAUGGGGUUUGGCGAGAUGCCGUCAGUGUGGACCGCGGAGGCUGAGGGCGAUGAGAAAGGGGAGAAGAAGUCACGUGUAAAGCGGCAGGCAGACCAGUAUGAGUACACUCCCACGAAGACCAGAUGCCCUUUGCUUUUGGUUGCGGACUAUCGAUUCUUCCAGGAGAUGGGCGGCAGCAACACCAAAACGACCAUCAAUUACUUGAUAAGCUUGAUCGAUCGCGUGCACAAGAUCUACAACGACACUAUUUGGCAGGAUCGACAGGAUCAGGAAGGGUUCAAAGGGAUGGGUUUCGUUAUCAAGAAGAUAGUCGUUCACUCGGAACCCACGAGGGUACGGGGAGGCGAAGCACACUACAACAUGGUUCGCGAGAAGUGGGACGUUCGAAAUUUACUUGAGGUGUUUUCUCGUGAAUACAGUCAUAAAGAUUUUUGUCUCGCUCACCUAUUCACAGACCUGAAGUUCGAAGGCGGUAUUCUAGGUCUAGCUUAUGUUGGAUCGCCCCGACGAAACUCUGUCGGCGGCAUUUGUACACCAGAAUACUUCAAGAACGGGUACACGCUCUAUCUGAACUCGGGUCUGAGCAGUUCCCGCAACCACUACGGUCAACGGGUCAUCACCCGCGAGGCGGAUCUUGUCACCGCACACGAGUUCGGCCACAACUGGGGCUCGGAGCACGAUCCGGACAUUCCCGAGUGCUCGCCCAGUGCAUCCCAGGGGGGCAGUUUCCUGAUGUACACCUACUCGGUCAGCGGAUACGACGUGAACAACAAAAAGUUCUCACCGUGUUCGUUGCGAUCGAUUCGUAAGGUCCUGCAGGCCAAAUCCGGGCGGUGCUUUUCCGAACCGGAGGAAUCGUUCUGCGGAAAUUUGCGAGUGGAAGGAGACGAGCAGUGCGAUGCCGGAUUGCUCGGCACGGAGGACAACGAUGGAUGCUGCGAUAAGAACUGCAAACUUCGGCGCAGUCAGGGAGCGGUUUGCAGCGAUAAGAAUUCUCCGUGCUGUCAGAACUGCCAGUACAUGAUGUCCGGGGUGAAGUGUCGAGAAGCGCAGUACGCCACGUGCGAACAGGAAGCCAGAUGUACCGGGAAUCACGCCGACUGUCCGAAGAGUCCUCCCAUGGGAGAUGGAACCAUGUGCCUGGAAAGGGGACAAUGCCGCAACGGGAAGUGUGUUCCGUACUGCGAAACGCAGGGACUACAAAGCUGCAUGUGCGACACCAUGGCCGAUGCUUGCAAGCGAUGCUGCCGGCAGAGCAUCAAUGAGACAUGCUUCCCUGUGGAACCGCCGGAUGUACUGCCCGAUGGAACGCCCUGCAUUCAGGGUUUCUGCAACAAGGGCAUGUGCGAGAAGACCAUUCAGGACGUGGUAGAACGCUUCUGGGACAUCAUCGAGGAGAUCAACAUCAACAAGGUGUUGCGAUUUCUGCGCGAUAACAUUGUCAUGGCCGUUGUAAUGCUGACAGCAUUGUUCUGGAUUCCGGCUAGCUGUAUCAUAUCGUACUUCGAUCGGAAAAAGCGCAAGGAGGAUUGGAAGGAAUACGAAUGGAGUCAAAAGUUGGACUUGAUACAUCCCAGCGAUCGCAGACGAGUGAUUCACAUAAGGGUCCCGCGACAGAAAAUCACCGUCGCACGAAUGUAAGUACUCAAUUCAAACAUCUCAUAAUUGCUCCCCCAAUCCCCCAACCCGCACUAGUCCCGCGUAAUCUUAAGAUUUCGAAUCAACAAAAUACCAAACAUUCAAUGUUCGAACCGAA